CACUGAAGUGUAUCCUGUUAAAACUGGGACGAUAUAGUUACAUUUUAGUAAACAGGAAGGUACAAACUGUGUAAAAUAGAUAGUAUCGGAAUGGGGUUUAUGUUAGAAACAUAUUAUCUUCUUCUAUGGAUUUUAAUUGACGCAGAUGCUACAUUUAUAACGGAAUAUAAGACAACAUGGAAUACAGCCAUAGACAAUUGUACAAUGAAAACUCCUACAAUUAUGUUUGAGGGCAAAGAGGCUGAUUUACCCGUUAAGUAUGAUUUAGCGGACAACGUUGAUGUUUGGGUAGGAUACUAUUUAGCAGCUGCAUCAUUCCUUUACAUUGGUUGUUUGCAUGUGGAAAGUAUGAGUGUAAAAGCCGAAUUUGACCAUAACACUCCAGGCCUGUGCUAUUCAGCUUGCAUGAAGAAAGGCUUGGUAGGCAUUAGCCAGAAAAAAUGCUUCUGUUUGAAUGAUGCUAGUCAAUCAGAUAUUUUCAACAAAGAAUGUGACAAAGGAUGUGAGGAUCAAAAUAAUAUUGCUUGUGGUGGUGCUAAAUAUAUGUCAAUCUACAGAAUCGAAUCUGCAGCAGAAUUAUACGGUCGAAAUAAAGGAUGUCUACUCUUUCAAACAAACAUUGAAGGACCGAAUUCAAAAUGGUCAGAGUGUGGAACAACUAACGGUGUCAUGUGUACAUUAAAUAAUGGCAGCGUUCAAAAUGCACUUAAUAAUGAAGGAAACAUUCACUACAAAAGUUGGAGAGAAUCAAUGCAAAUUUGUUUCGAUCUCAAAAGGGUUCCUGCAUCGAUUGACGCCAUGGGAGGAAUAAAGAUAUCAACACCAUCAUGGACUGGAUUGAUAACAAGUGAUGUUAUAUUUAGCAAUGAUGCAGCAGUCACUUCGAAUGUAUAUAAAAGGUUUGGAUACCUUCAUAAAAAGAAAAACGGUGAAACUGUCUUAAAAUUUGGAGACAAUUACAAAGAAAAAAGGAUUCUUUGUACAAAUGGAACAUUAACCAACAAAACUAUAGAAGAUACCAAUGGCUCAGAUGUCGGAGUAGCCGUGGGAAUGUCCGUGAUGGUGGUUUUAGUUAUAGUAGCGAUUGUCAUAGGAAUUUUUGUUUUAAAUAGAAGAGGUCAUCUUCCAGGUAUUUGUUAUAACAUUGCAACGCCCAAAAGGAAGUUACAAACGCAAAAUGUAUCUGUUGUUCCCAAUACUGCCUACGAAGCUCCUUCUGAUUAUCCUUACAAUGAGAUAGAUGAAACAGUUUUGCAAAGGAGCAUUGAUACACCAGAUAACUUCGAUAAAGACAACGGAAAUUAUGCGCACACUUAUUUUAUUUUGGAAGGCCAGGAAUCGGAUCCCAAAAAAGAAAAUGACAUUGCAAUGUCCAGACCUGAAGAGACUGGCAACGAGUACAACACCUUGCGUUUUAAUUUAAAGCAGGGAAAUAAUACUAAUCAUGCAUAUGACACGACAGAGAAAGCAGUUAAAAGACCGAAAGAUGAACAUGAUAAAAGCAUUGAUGGUAUAAGAGGUAACUUGUUUGACGACAUGGAGGAAGAUGAUUACAACCACAUCAGUGGUGAAGCUCUGAAGAACAAAAGAACAGAUAAUGUCUACGGUAUACAGACUGCUGAUGAAAAUGAGUAUGGAGGUGUCAGUACAAGUAAUGAAAAUGAUUUUCAGGGAGAAGGGGACACCUAUAGUCAUAUACAUGCUUAAUAUUCAGAUUAUAAUGAAAGGUUAUGAGUUAAUAAGUGUAUUGAAUACCUUUUUGCUUUGUUUUUCUUUGAAUUUCAAAGUCUGGUACAAUCUUUGUAUACGCUUGUAGUAUAUGAAAAUGUUACAAUUUUAACGGUUUAAGUUUUGAAAUAGCUUUGCAAAAUCUAUUUAACUGUUCGAUUUGUCGAUUGAUAUGCCAUUUAGAAUGCCAUAUGUUCAUUUUAAGAAAUAAAUAAAGUGUAUUGAAUAACCCAUGUCUUGUAACUGAACUUGAACAGGUCAUCAUGGAUAGGUUAUGAAGACAUGUCA
This is a messenger RNA of Ruditapes philippinarum (Manila clam), 2016 nucleotides long. RefSeq lists its product as uncharacterized. The coding region runs from base 91 to 1707 and encodes 538 amino acids. NCBI's taxonomy places the organism in Eukaryota, Metazoa, Mollusca, Bivalvia, Venerida, Veneridae. The record is from RefSeq and is a predicted model, not a curated record. The transcript has 10 exons.